AUGCUCAGCGUCAAGAGCCAGGCAUACUCGCCCGAGUACUACAAGACAAUCGGGAGGAUCAUGCAGUGGCGCCGGCGGUACGUCAGUGAGCGUUGCAUCUUCAUCCACCAUGACGAGAUGGCCGAGCUGCUGCGCGGCCUGGGCGCGGUCGAGGAAGACUUUGCCCGGCUCCAGGUUGUGAGCGAGCACCUCUACGCGGACCCGACGCUGCCGUUCCGCAAAUCGAGGAACGGGCGGUUCUGCAUCGACUUUGACACAAAGUCGGUGCGCCGGCUCGAGUUUCAACCCUUUGCGCUGUCGACCGAGGAAGACUUCAAGCGCUACGACUCGGACAAGGUUCGCAUCUUUGACGAGAUCGAGGACGAGCUGCAGCUCAACUCGGUGCUGCAGGCCCUGAUGGCGUUCAAGGCCAUCAUGGUUCACGGCGUCGAGACAGAGCACCGGCCCAAGAUGGACUACUCGGGCAACAAGUGGGUGUGCACCCUCUUCAACGUCCGCACAAUCACUCGGCCUGACCUCCUCGGUGAGCCGGCCCUCGAGGGCGUCCACACUGACGGCGUCGACCACACCAUGACGACGUUUCUCGGCAGUAAGAACAUGGCCCCGCACAGCGCUGUCACUCUCCUUCACGACCCGAGCGAGACUACGGGCAUCUCGUUCGACCAGGUCACGCCCUCCAAGAUUCACGCUCGUGCCCAGCACCGCCACUUCCUUGACACCCUGCUCGUCACGGACCGCGAAUACAAGCACAGUCUCUCUCCUGUCUUCCCGCAAGACAGCACCCUCGAGUCUACCCGCGAUAUGCUGGUCUUCUUCACCCGCAAGCCGGUCACGGACGACCACAUCUCUGCCUCAAUCGACUCGCUCAAACCACACCGGGGUAUGCCCAUGGAAGUGCCGAUUUUCAUCCCUGAGAGCGAGGAAUAA
This is a messenger RNA of Microdochium trichocladiopsis, 927 nucleotides long. RefSeq names its product 2OG-Fe dioxygenase-domain-containing protein. Gene Ontology annotation, molecular function: dioxygenase activity. Lineage: Eukaryota; Fungi; Ascomycota; Sordariomycetes; Xylariales; Microdochiaceae. The coding region runs from base 1 to 927 and encodes 308 amino acids. The record is from RefSeq and is a predicted model, not a curated record. The transcript is spliced from 2 exons.